Phycomyces blakesleeanus NRRL 1555(-) is the source of this 417-nucleotide messenger RNA. Its product is annotated as Homeodomain-like DNA binding domain-containing transcription factor. The record is from RefSeq and is a predicted model, not a curated record. The transcript is spliced from 2 exons. NCBI's taxonomy places the organism in Eukaryota, Fungi, Mucoromycota, Mucoromycetes, Mucorales, Phycomycetaceae. The coding region runs from base 1 to 417 and encodes 138 amino acids.
AUGACUCCACCAACUUCUAGCAUCACAAAACCCAAAAGACAAGAGCUAGAUGCGUUCAUUAGGGGCCGAAUUAUAGGUCAAUGGGAGAAGGACGCUACAUAUGAAGAAAUCUCUAAAGCUCUUGACAUUCUGAAGAGCACUGUUGGAAAUGUAGUGAAAGCCUUCAGAGAUAAAGGUGUUUCCAAGCCCUUGACACGUCUAGGAAGGGAACCAAAUGUUACAAAGAGAACACAAUCUGUGAUGGUGCGCUCAUUUUGUAGUGAGCCAUUCGUGUCAAUUGCAGCUCAGCAUCAGAGAUUAGUCGAUGUGGAAAUCUCCAUCUGCAUGACUACAUUCCAAGACCAUCCAAUGACCUAUUACACUCGAGUGUAUAAGUUUCAAUAUUUUAGUUUUUUUCAAAAACUAGUGGACAUUUAA